GUAUUGUGUCGUGUGUGGUGCUCGCGUGUAAUACUUUAAAACUUGCCAUGACUUCUUGGUCCAAAGAAAAUACACUGCAUUUUUUUAGAGGCAGUGCGCAGGCGUCCCUGUAUAUGGGAUGUGAAACUAGGAGACUAUAAGAACACUCAGAAAAGGUACGACGAGUGGGAGGAAAUUGCUAAGGCAUUUAACAUGUCAAGGAAGGAAUGCGAGGACAAGUGGCAUAAUUUAAAAAGCCAAUAUAGUCGCGAGUUAGCGAAAAGGAAGAGCAGCAAAGGAACUGGAAGUGCUACAAGCAAUGUGUACUAUUCUACAUGGUAUGCUUUUGAAAGUAUGCAGUUCAUAAGAGACAAUUACAAACCACUCUCUCAUAGGAGCACACAUGAAGUAGUACCAAUGUAUACACCAGAUUUAUGGUACUUUCAUAGGUUAGAAUUUCUGCAAGAACACUACAUCCUCGCAAUAGCCUGGCAACACCAUUAUCGUCGUCAUCCUCACCAUCAACUGAAAACAGUUAUAGUUUUCAGGUGGAUGAAAGCUCAGUCGACAAUAAUGCUGUGCGAGCUUCCACACAUGAAGUGAUGGUGGAGAAUGAUAGACUUCAGUGAAGAAACUGAAGUAAUAGGUGAAGUACUUUCGCCAGCAACUACAUUGAGUAUAGCACAGAGUGGUGCAGCAAGUAAUUCUACACAAAAAAAAAAGAGGAAAUGGAGUGAGGAAGGGAGCUAUUCAAGUGCUCUUCAAUUAAUAGCUGAAAGAUUACAGACUAAUAGUGAUGAUGAUGUUGACACAUUUGUGAAAUAUUUGGCCACUGAGAUGAAGGCCAUUAGAAGUCACGAAACAAGAAUGUUAGUUAAACAACAAAUUCUCCAACUCUUGUAUGAGGCUGUUCUCAAUCAA
Messenger RNA from Schistocerca piceifrons (Central American locust), 900 nucleotides. RefSeq lists its product as uncharacterized. The transcript is spliced from 3 exons. The coding region runs from base 193 to 582 and encodes 129 amino acids. The record is from RefSeq and is a predicted model, not a curated record. Lineage: Eukaryota; Metazoa; Arthropoda; Insecta; Orthoptera; Acrididae.